Messenger RNA from Oppiella nova, 4193 nucleotides. The record is from the annotation of a GenBank genome assembly. NCBI's taxonomy places the organism in Eukaryota, Metazoa, Arthropoda, Arachnida, Sarcoptiformes, Oppiidae.
AUAGUUAUCAUUUACAAUCUAAACUAGGAAUUAAUAAAAUAAUGAUUUCAAAAUGUUGCUUAAUUUCUUUAUGUUAUAUCGUAUAUACUAUUAACUAUAGUUUUGUUGAAAGUACUAAUCAUUUAGAAAAUAAUAGUUAUGUUGACGUGAAUACGAGCUCCGGUAUAGUGAGGGGACAGACCAUACAAGUGCUGAAUCAUACAAUCAAUGAAUUUUUGGGAAUACCUUUCGCUGAGCCACCCGUCGGUGACCUCAGGUUUGCUAAACCAAAACCCAUCGGAAAGCCACUCAAAGGUAUAAUCAACGCAACGGUGCCCAAGAACUCGUGUAUGCAAACACUGAUACCUUUCUAUACAAGUGAUCUCAAUAUAGAUGAGGAUUGUCUGGUAUUGAAUAUAUGGGCGCCACCGGUAAGGGAUACCGAAGGGAUAAAUGUUGAUAAGCAAUUGAAACCGGUGAUGGUAUGGCUGCAUGGUGGGGCUUUUAUGAUCGGAUCCAUAUUUAUAUUACCCGAUUAUAACGGCUCAGUGUUGGCCACACAUGACAUCGUGUAUGUGUCGACCAAUUAUAGAGUGGGCGCCUUUGGUUUCCUAUAUUCGGGCGAUGAGUCUGCGCCCGGAAAUAUGGGUCUCUAUGACCAACAACUGGCACUUCAAUGGAGCGCCGGUAGUUGGUCGGUGUCGGCCCACAUAUUGUCACCACUUUCAAAAGGCCUAUUCCGGAGGGGUAUUAUGGAAAGUGGGGCCCAUUUAUUCUCCAGAAGGCGACCAUUGAUUACCAAAUGUGAAGCCAUUUCUUAUGCAAAACAAUUGGCUGAAUAUUUCAAUUGUACGGACGAUAAGUGGGUUCAAUGCUUACGAGGAAUCGAUGCCACACUCAUCCAAGACUAUCAGAUUGAAAAUAAUAGCACAUACCAUACGAAUAUGAUAAUGGGCACUGAUAUUCUACCAUACUCAGCACAGGUAGCAUUUAAACAGCAAGAAUUUAAUAAAGAUAUUGAGCUAAUAGCUGGAGUGGCAACACUGGAAGGUUCACUCCUAGCUUAUGUGGAUUUCCCAAUACUCAGGGUAAUAAAUGUGACAAAACAAGACUUCGAAGAUUUGGUGCAACAAAAUGAGCCCAUAUUUCAUGCGCUAAACGUGAAGAAUAUGACAGAAUAUUAUCUUCGAGACAUCGAUGACACCAAUUCCAGUGCCAUUCGCCACUCAUUCUUCUCGUUCUACGGCAAUGUACUCAUCACUUGUCCGACAUAUCUGUUCGCAAAACUCUUCGCCCAAAACACGGCUAAAGAAAACAAUGUAUUCUUCUAUGAGUGGAAUUAUGGAACUUAUCGGAUAUCUGUUGAUAAUAGUGUCACUCAUGGGGCAGACCUACGCUAUGUUUUCGGUCUACCCCUUAUACAUACUACACAUUUAGAAAUCAAAAGUUAUGUUGACGUGAAUACGAGCUCUGGUAUAGUGAGGGGACAGACCAUACAAGUGCUGAAUCAGACAAUCAAUGAAUUCUUGGGAAUACCGUUCGCUGAGCCACCCGUCGGUGACCUCAGAUUAGGAGCCUUUGGUUUCAUGUAUUCGGGCGAUGAGUCUUCGCCCGGAAAUAUGGGUCUCUAUGACCAACAACUGGCACUUCAAUGGGUGAAGCAAAAUAUUUAUAAGUUUGGUGGUGACCCUAAUAUGGUGACCAUAUUUGGUGAGAGCGCCGGUAGUUGGUCGGUGUCGGCGCAUAUAUUGUCUCCACUAUCUAAGGGUCUGUUCCGGAGGGCUAUUAUGGAGAGUGCGGCUCAACUAUCCUCCAGACAGAGACCUAUUGUUACUAAAACUGAAGCCAUUUCUUAUGCAAAACAAUUGGCCAAUCAUUUCAAUUGUACAAACGAUAAGUGGGUUCAAUGCUUACGAGGAAUAGAUGCCACACUUAUCCAAGACUAUCACAUACAGACCAAUAACACAUAUUAUAUAAACACCAUAAUAGGCACUGAUAUCCUUCCCUAUGCAGCACAGGUAGCCUUUGAGAAGAAAGAGUUUAAUAAAGAUAUUGAACUAAUAGCCGGAGUGACAGAACUGGAGGGGUCAGCACUGGCCUACUUUCAGUACCCGAUAUUACAAACAGAUAAUGUGACGAAACAAGACUUCAAUGAUUUGGUGCAACAAAAUGAGCCCACAUUUCAUACGCUAAACGUGAAGAAUAUCACAGAUUAUUAUCUGCGAGACAUCGAUGACACCAAUUCGAGUGCCAUUCGCCACCAAUUCUUCUCGUUCUACGGCGAUGUACUCAUCACUUGUCCGACAUAUCUGUUCGCAAAACUCUUCGCCCAAAACACUGAUAAAGAAAAUAAUGUAUUCUUCUAUGAGUGGACCUAUGGAUCAUCCGAUAUGGCUAUAGACAAGAUAAUGGGUGUCACCCACGGGGCUGACCUACGCUAUGUAUUUGGUCUGCCACUGACUCAGCAUAACGUGAAUUAUACUAAAGUUGACAAAGAAUUUACAGAAUAUUCUAUGAGAUUGUGGACUGAUUUCGCAAAAACAGGUACUACACAUUUAGAAAUCAAUAGUUAUGUCGACGUGAAUACGAGCUCUGGUAUAGUGAGGGGACAGACCAUACAAGUGCUGAAUCAGACAAUCAAUGAAUUCUUGGGAAUACCUUUCGCUGAGCCACCCGUCGGUGACCUCAGGUUUACUAAACCAAAAGCCAUUGAAAAGCCAAUCAAAGACAUUAUCGACGCAACUGUUCCCAAGAACUCUUGUAUGCAACCGUUGAAUCCCUUAUAUCAAUAUAAUGGCAAUAAUAGUGAGGAUUGUCUGGUAUUAAACAUAUGGUCGCCACCGGUAAGUGAUAUUGAAGUGGUAGAUAAGCCAUUGAAACCGGUGAUGGUAUGGAUAUACGGUGGUGCUUUUGUCAUUGGAUCCAUAUUUCAAUUUCCUAAUUAUAACGGCUCAGUGUUGGCCACACAUGACAUCGUGUUUGUGUCCAUUAACUACAGAUUAGGAGCCUUUGGUUUCCUAUAUUCAGGCGAUGAGUCUUCGCCCGGAAAUAUGGGUCUCUAUGACCAACAACUGGCACUUCAAUGGGUGAAGCAAAAUAUUCAUAAGUUUGGUGGUGACCCUAAUACUGUGACCAUAUUUGGUGAGAGCGCCGGUAGUUGGUCGGUGUCGGCGCAUAUAUUGUCUCCACUAUCUAAGGGUCUGUUCCGGAGGGCUAUUAUGGAGAGUGCGGCCCAACUGUUCUCCAGACAGAGACCAAUGAUUACCAAAACUGAAGCCAUUUCUGAUGCAAAACAAUUGGCCAAUCAUUUCAAUUGUACGGACGAUAAGUGGAUUCAAUGCUUACGAGGAAUCGAUGCCACACUCAUCCAAGACUAUCACAUACAGACCAAUAACACAUACCAUAUAAACGCCAUAACAGGCACAGACAUACUGCCCUAUUCAGCACAGGUAGCCUUCGAGAAGAAAGAGUUUAACAGAGAUAUUGAACUAAUAGCCGGUGCGACAGAACUGGAAGGUUCAGGACUGGCCAUAUGGGUGUUCCCGAUACUGAUCACAAAAAAUGUGACAAAACAAGACUUUAAUGAUUUGGUGCAACAAAAUGAGCCCACAUUUCAUACGCUAAACGUGAAGAAUAUUACAGAUUAUUAUCUGCGAGACAUCGAUGACACCAAUUCCAGUGCCAUUCGCCACCAAUUCUUCUCGUUCUACGGCGAUGUACUCAUCACUUGUCCGACAUAUCUGUUCGCAAAACUCUUCGCCCAAAACACUGCUCAAGAAAAUAAUGUCUUCUUCUAUGAGUGGACCUAUAAAUCGUCGGAUACUCCUAUUGAUCAGUUACUGGGUGUCACCCAUGGGGCUGAACUACCCUAUGUUUUUGGAUUACCACUCACUCAACACGACAAGAAUUAUACUAAAGUUGACAAAGAAUUCACGGAAUAUUCGAUGAGAUUGUGGACUGAUUUCGCCAAAACAGGAAAACCGGAUUCAUUGGAUAAAUGGCCGCAUUUGAUGGAUAAGACAAAAAUGAGUAUUAAAAACAUGGAUCCAUUGGAUGACACCAUCUUUAAGAUUUCAGAGAUGGAUCUAAUCUCAAUCGACACAAACUCUCCCAUUCGGGCGAAAAGCCAUUCAAAUGUAAUCAUAAGGAUUGCGUCCGAAGAUUUGCCCGAAAGGUACAUCUCAUUCAACACCAACCCAUCCAUUCGCGAGUAA